AUGGGCUCAGAAGGCGAAAAUGGGUCAGCUGGAGGUGACAUAGAAGUAUCAGUCAAACCAUCGGAGACUGCCAAAAGCUCGGAAUAUGCAGUGAAAGAUUGUAUACUAGAUAAAAACACUCACCCUCUCAGCCUUUCAAGCACGUAUAUCAGUGGAGGAAAGAAAAGAAAUCAGAUUUUGCAGCAAAUCACUGUUGACAUUGAGAAAGGAAUGCAUGAUGGCCAAGAAGUUGUCAUCUAUGAAAAAGGGGAGCCAAAAAUUGAUGGGGAAGCCGGUGAUCUUAAGUUGAAGUUUCGGAUCCGGACUGCUCCUCAUAAUCAUUUCAGAAAAGAAGGCAAUGAUCUGCACACAACAGUUACAAUUACUCUGGUUCAAGCUCUUGUCUGUUUUGAGAAGAGCAUUAAACACCUUGAUGAACAUCCAGUGGAUAUCAGCUCCAAGGGUAUCAUAGUACCAAAGCAAGUGAGGAAAUUCAAAGGUGAAGGCAUGGCAUUACAUUAUAGCAACAAGAAGGGUGAUCUAUAUGUCACAUUUGAGGUUCUUUUCCCUACCUCAUUGACAAAUGACCAAAAAAAGAGAUCAAAGAAAUUCUACAAUAGGCAUGCAGGAAAUUCCCACUUUGGUUUCUACCCAUGCCAACAAUUUUAG
Andrographis paniculata is the source of this 648-nucleotide messenger RNA. Its product is annotated as dnaJ protein ERDJ3B-like. The transcript is spliced from 6 exons. Gene Ontology annotation, molecular function: Hsp70 protein binding. Gene Ontology annotation, cellular component: cytoplasm. The record is from RefSeq and is a predicted model, not a curated record. NCBI's taxonomy places the organism in Eukaryota, Viridiplantae, Streptophyta, Magnoliopsida, Lamiales, Acanthaceae. Bases 1 to 648 code for a protein of 215 amino acids. Gene Ontology annotation, biological process: protein refolding.